Juglans microcarpa x Juglans regia is the source of this 1100-nucleotide messenger RNA. RefSeq names its product rRNA-processing protein FCF1 homolog. The record is from RefSeq and is a predicted model, not a curated record. NCBI's taxonomy places the organism in Eukaryota, Viridiplantae, Streptophyta, Magnoliopsida, Fagales, Juglandaceae. Gene Ontology annotation, cellular component: small-subunit processome; nucleolus. The transcript has 9 exons. Bases 299 to 895 code for a protein of 198 amino acids.
UUUCAUCACUCCCUUUCAAAACGGCGUCGUCCCCAGAUGCCCUGCAAAAACAUAACUUCAGUUUAGCCCCCUUCGACUUCAACAGAAUAGUUCAGCGGCUCAGCCCCCUUCCUCGUACGCCUUCUCUCCACUUCUAGGGUUUCCUAGCACUACUCCCUUGCCGCCGGCGAGGACCCUAACAAGGUUUCCAUUGCUUUCUGGUGUGCCAAUCAAUCUAAAUUACCAACCGGGUUUGGAACUCUUUCAUUCGGAGUAGGAAUAUCUAUAUCUUACGUUCUUUCGCUGUGCAAUCCAAGAGAUGGGGAAAGCAAAGAAAGGUCCCAAAUUUGCAGUCAUGAAAAAGCUUAUAACCCAGAAAGCCAUUAAAAAUUAUAAACAACAGGUUCUGGACCCAAAAAAGAAAGAUGGCAGCGAGAAAAAGCUCCCAAGAAACGUGCCAAAGGUGUCGUCGGCGCUUUUCUUCAAUUACAACACCUCGUUAGGACCGCCGUAUCGGGUUCUGAUAGAUACCAACUUCAUCAACUUCUCUAUCCAGAAUAAAUUGGACCUGGAGAAGGGAAUGAUGGACUGCUUAUAUGCAAAAUGUACUCCUUGCAUCACGGAUUGUGUGAUGGCAGAACUGGAGAAGCUUGGUCAAAAAUAUCGAGUUGCUUUGAGGAUUGCUAAGGAUCCUCGUUUUCAAAGACUAAUUUGUACUCACAAAGGGACCUAUGCUGAUGACUGUAUUGUUGAGAGAGUUACUGAGCAUAAAUGCUACAUUGUUGCUACUUGUGAUCGAGAUUUGAAGCGAAGGAUCCGAAAGAUUCCUGGUGUACCAAUCAUGUACAUAACAAAGCACAGGUACUCGAUAGAGCGGUUGCCUGAAGCAACAAUUGGUGGAGCUCCAAGAUAUUGAUGAUUGAAAUAUAUGGAUCCGUGGGAAGACUUGGGUUCUGUUCUGCUUAAAUAGGUGAUUGCAGAUUUUGAUGUAUGUAAUUUUGGAUUCUCUCGCGAUGUUAUAAGUCCAGGCCAGUUCUUUUUUUCUUUAUUUUUCCGGGUAUUGUAGGAGAAGAAUUGACCUUUUUAAUGCAUAUUCAGUCAUGCCAACUUGACCCUUUUCA